Aspergillus welwitschiae is the source of this 1851-nucleotide messenger RNA. It is a transcript of the gene flbD, whose product is annotated as putative MYB family conidiophore development protein FlbD. The transcript is spliced from 2 exons. Gene Ontology annotation, cellular component: nucleus. The coding region runs from base 406 to 1335 and encodes 309 amino acids. The record is from RefSeq and is a predicted model, not a curated record. Lineage: Eukaryota; Fungi; Ascomycota; Eurotiomycetes; Eurotiales; Aspergillaceae. Gene Ontology annotation, molecular function: RNA polymerase II cis-regulatory region sequence-specific DNA binding; DNA-binding transcription factor activity, RNA polymerase II-specific. Gene Ontology annotation, biological process: mitotic cell cycle; positive regulation of transcription by RNA polymerase II.
CCACUAUUGUCUAUCGCCCUUUCUCUAAUUCCAAUUCCCCCUUCCGGGUCUCACCUCUCUUCCUAUAUAUCUACCACCUCGACGACGCACCUUCGAACCUUAUUCUUUCUCCAUCAUCAAACAAACUCUCUCUCCCAACUUCCCACUCUUCCUACAUAACCCAACAGCUCGGUUGCGUGGUCAUUGCUCCUCCCUCCUUGCUUGCCUACUAUCUACCCUUCUCUCGUCCCUUAUCCAUCACCCGCGUGUGUCUACACUUGUGUGUGUGUGCGUGUGUGUGUCUCUGGUCUAGUCCGCUCCGGGUACACUAAACCUCCCACACAACCACAACCCCACGAUUCUCCAACUACCUAAAUUCUUCCAUCAAUCACUCGGAUUAAUUUUCCCUUGCCAACUACUUCAGCAAUGGCUCCCACUCAUCGUCGUGGACCCUGGGUUCCUGAAGAGGACCAGUUGCUCCUUCAGUUGGUUCGCGAACAAGGCCCCAACAACUGGGUUCGCAUCUCUCAGCACAUGCACUACCGCUCGCCCAAGCAAUGCCGCGAGCGCUUCCACCAGAACCUCAAGCCCUCUUUGAACCGUGAGCCCAUCUCUGCUGAAGAGGGCUUGAUGAUCGAGCGGAUGGUGAACGAAAUGGGCAAGCGCUGGGCCGAGAUCGCACGACGCCUUGGAAACCGCAGCGACAAUGCGGUUAAGAACUGGUGGAACGGCAGCAUGAACCGCAAGAGAAGAGGUCUCCCUACCUCCAGCUCGCCUCACGCCGGACGCACAAUGCACGGACGGGUCGAGGCCCCAUAUGCGCGGGCCUCUCUGUCCAUGAGCAGCCCCAUCAGCCGCUCUCGCUACUCUUCCAUCUCCAACGACAGACCUCUGACUUCCUGGACCAAGUCUCCCUCAUCUCGGAGGGAUUCCUUCUCCGCUGCUUCCAUCGACUGCCCCCGCCAGUUGACCCCGAUCUACACACUUCCUGCUCUUAACCGCCCAGUGGAAACUCCUCUCACAUCGCCUGCAUUCUCCGAAGCUUCUUCCAUGGAACCUCCCUCGAUGAUCUCGGACCACAACUCCGUUUCUUCCUCCUCUCCCAGGACCAUCGCCUCGCCACAGCUUCUUCCCCUUCCGGUGGACAUGAGACAGCAAUACGGCGACUUCCGCAGGCAGAGCACUUCGGACGAUAUCUACGCCUAUCACGAUCUGUCGUUGAAGCAACGGUGGAUCUCCGAUCACCAGCAAUGGAACCAGCACACUCCGCUAUCUCCCACAUGGUCUGCUCCGAUCGAAGACAAGACGGAAGCCCCGCGCGACUCGCGGAUGGGCCUUCAGAACUUGCUCAACUAAAUGACGAUAGCUCCCAUUGCUGGAUAUGAUCACACGACCUUUUCUUCUGUCAUCGAUUUUCUAUGGGAAAUUUUAUGUACAUGACCUCCCGACCCUCGUCACUCCUUUGUUUGGCAUAAUUUCCUUUGUACUUAUAUCAUCACCUCAUGUAUAUUGUCUUUUUGGAUGGUUCGGCUCGGCUAUUUCCACUGCGGGUCACGUGGAUACGGCCCGGUUUCCUUACGGUACCAAAGAAAAGCAUUCGGGAUCUCCUUUUGUCAUAGUUAUUGUGUUCCCUUCCCUUAUUUUCUUUGUCGCUCAUCAUUUGGCUUACUGGGUAUGGGGUUAAUCAUUGUGUAUAGAGGAGAUUGAGGAGUGCUGUCCAUUGUUUUGCAUGUAUAUGGCUGGGUUUUGGAGACUUUUGGAAAGUACUGUGAGCUUGGAUCUAAUAAUACCCCAUGACUGUUGGUUGUUACAUCGCGCUAUCGACCAGAUGAUCGUUUAAUGAUACAUUAAUAAUACUUCCACUCAAAUAAC